Messenger RNA from Megalobrama amblycephala (Wuchang bream), 2043 nucleotides. RefSeq names its product hepatitis A virus cellular receptor 1-like. Bases 1 to 1320 code for a protein of 439 amino acids. The transcript is spliced from 13 exons. Gene Ontology annotation, cellular component: external side of plasma membrane; membrane raft. Gene Ontology annotation, molecular function: protein tyrosine kinase binding; MHC class II protein binding. The record is from RefSeq and is a predicted model, not a curated record. Gene Ontology annotation, biological process: positive regulation of ERK1 and ERK2 cascade; T cell activation; interleukin-15-mediated signaling pathway. Lineage: Eukaryota; Metazoa; Chordata; Actinopteri; Cypriniformes; Xenocyprididae.
AUGAUCAGUCAAAUAUACUGUGUUUCAGGAAUCAGUGGAGUGGAUGAGACUCAUGUGUUCAACAGUUCUGGUGAAAAUGUCCGUCUGUCCUGUAAUAAUGCUCUUCCUGACUGUAAAUCAACUACAUGGACCUACAGUAACAGAUCCACACAUUCAGCAGUUGAACUGAUUAAUGGAGGGAUAAAGAAGAAAGACACAGAGAGACAUGAGAGACUGAGUCUGGGGUCUGACUGCUCUCUGAACAUCAACAAAGUCAAAAAAAAAAAAGAUUAUGGAUUUUACAGCUGCCAACAAUAUGUGAAUGGACAAAAACAAGGAACUGAUGCUUAUGUUUAUCUGCAUGUUCUUCAUGUUUCAGUGUCUCCAUCAUCAUCAUCAUCAUCAUCCUCACAGACUGAGAUCAGUCCAGGUCGCUCUGUGACUCUCUCCUGUCAGUUGUAUUCAUAUGAUGGAUUCUCCUGUGAUUAUUGGGUCCGUUCUGAGGGACUUCAUCUGUUGUGGGUGAAUCAGGCUGGUGUUGAUCUGAAGACAGACUCCAGAUAUCAGAUAUCAUCAGAUCACUGUAUCAUCACUCUGACUACAACACUCCUGAAUGAAGAUGACAACAGAGAGUGGAGAUGUCAGCUUACUCUCAGAAAUCAACUCCAGACCUCAGUCAGAUACACUGUCAAGUAUUCAGUCAGCAGCUCAAACUCUGAGAAGAAAUCAAGCCAAACUACAGCAGCAGCUCCUACACAAGUUGUACCAUCAACUACAGCAUCAACACUGACUCCAACCUCUCUAGUUGUACCAUCAACUACAGCAUCAACACCGACUCCAACCUCUCUAGCAUCAACUACAAUAACAGCACUGAUUCCAGAUGUCACAUCAAACUCUCUGGAUCCAGCAACUACAUCAACAACACAGAUUCCAGCCUCUCCAGUUGUACCAUCAACUACAGCAUCAACACUGACUCCAACCUCUCUAGUGAUUGUGAUUGUUGUCGCUUCAUUCGCUGUUCUCCUUCCUGCUCUUAUUCUCUGGAUGAUUCGCAGAAAAAGAGACGAUAACAGAAGAGGAACUGAUGACUCUGAGGAUCAACAAACACGACCUGUCUAUCCAACAGGACAGAACACUCUUCCUCAACAGGAGCAGACAGAUGAUCAUGUGACUUAUUCUGAGGUCACUGCGUACAGUAAAAACCAAGACCAAAAGAAGAAGGUUCGCUGUGAUGAUAAAGUGACUUAUGCUUCCAUCAGAGGAGCAAAAGCUGGAUCUCAGGAAAACUGCAGUGAACUUUAUGCCUCUGUGAACAAGAACCAUCACAAAUCAGUCAAAUAAUGACACAAAAACCACAUGAGCAGAAGAAUAUGAAUCUAAUAGAACUUUUUUAAUUGGGUAUGCUGUCAUGUCAAAACUGUGGCCGGUGCAUGCAUAGCUAUACUGUAAUUGGAUUUGUUUAUUAUAAGCUGAACGUACGCGUUCACUCUAUAGUGUUAGAUAAUCAGUUGCUCACUCUCUUGACACACAGUAAGAAGUAUUUCUAAUAUGUUGGAUAUUAUAUUGAAAGUAGCCUAUAUUUACCUGUUGAGACAUGCCUUCAUCAUCACCUGUAAGAGCUGGAAUUGUGUUGUUUGUGUCAGACGCGACACGCAAAGAGUCGUUUUGCAAAAUAUGCUGUAUUUUUUAUUCCUCUAGGAGUGCAGCACAAACUGCAUAGCCUAUGUCACCUUUGAACACGGCACUUUUUUUGAAAAUAGGCUAAUUUUCCAACUCCCCUAGAGUUAAACAGUUGAGUUUUACCGUUUUCGAAUCCAUUCAGCCGAUCUCCGGGUCUGGCGGUAUCACUUUUAGCAUAGCUUAGCAUAGUUCAUUGAAUCUGAUUAGACCGUUAGCAUCUCGCAGCUUGCACUAAUUAUGAGAACAGCCAAAGCUAAAUGAUGAUGUAAGCAUUUAUCACAUGACAGGAAUAAUAAUUUAGUGUUUGAACCGCUUGAUCAGCUGCUUUCAGCAAUGCUUGUAAUAUUAUAUUUUAUUUGUCAAUAAUAAAAAAUGUCAAACAUG